AAAUAUCCAUUUAUACUUGUUUUGCGCGAAAAUUUUAAAUAAAUAAACUUAUUUGCAUUCAUCAACAGAUUGUUUGUUUUUGAGAAUUAAAUUAAUUGCAUCACAAAAGUUACCCUAAAUGAUGGCAGCAGAUCAAAAUAUAUGGUCAGAGGAUAGAAAAAUAUGUCGCAUUUGCUUGCGCAUAGAUCCAAGAGCGCUAGACAUGUUCAAAAGUUAUUAUGAAGACAGAGAUACUUUAUAUUGUGAUAUGUUGGCAUAUUGUAGUAAAGUGAUGGUUCACAUGAAAGAUGGCUUGCCUCCAUAUCUGUGCCGCAAUUGUAUUGCACAUCUUAUAGAUGCAUAUGAAUUCAAUUUGGAAUGUGAAGAGACUGAGAAAAACUUUCAUUGGUUGCUCACAGUCAGAUGAUUUGUGGCAGAAGAAGCUGGGGAAAGCUUCAACUGAACAAGGAAUAAUAUUUUUGAGGUGAUGGGAUUCUGGAUCCCGGAAGGAUCCAUGAAAACCUUACAGUACUCUUAUUCAAAUAAACAGCUUGGUGUCAUAGUUAACAAGCAUAUUCUCAUGUUUUUUAUGUGAAAAUAAGUUUAACCACUUCCCAUAUUAUUGAUAGUUAUAAGUGCAAUAUGUUAUAGUGAAACUUUGUUAUGUUAAGUUUAGAUAUCAAUGUUUGUCUGUAAUAAUUUAUUUAACUCCAAAUAUGAUAUGUAAAAAUUGUUAUUAUAAAAAGACAGUUUGUUAAGGACUCUAUGAAGGUAUGUACAUGCAUAAGUGAGAUCAUGUGAUAUAAUGAGAAUCUAUGGGUGUUGUAAUGCAUCAAGUAUAUGAGUUGUAAGGGUUUUUUAAAAGAUAGAAAAUUCUAGAAGGUAAAAAGCAGUAACAACUAAUACUGCUCAAACUAGUGUUUGCCAAAAUGUUGAUCUAAGUGAGAGGCAAUGUAUCCUUAUACUUUUGACUAUUUGGAAGAUAUAUAUUGGGCCUCAGUGGUAGACAAGAGUUACUGCUUUUGUAUUUUAUUGGGUAGGUUCGGUAGGCCUACUUAUAUUGUUGUGAGACAUGGUUUCUGUGGUCAUGGUAUCAAAACAAAGGCUGUUUUUAAAAAUGUAUUAUUUAUACUCAUAUUAGAUUAUGUAGAAAACAUGAAUGUCCUACUAUGAUUGUAGUGCAUUUAUCUAAUUUAUUUUGGAACUGUUAUUCUCAAGUGCUAGUUUAUUUAAAAACGGUUUGGCGCCAUUUUAUGGGUCACUAUGUUGUAGGUAUAUCAAAUAUUUUUUUUUUAAUUAUUGGCAAUUAAGGCAAUCUUAUUCACCUACAUUUACCUUUUAAUGUUAAUUAUUAACAUUGUUAUAUCAAACACUCCAUUAAUUUUUAUGCUGUAAUUAGAAAUAUUAUUUAUUACCUAAAAAUCUUAUUUCAAUAAAUUGCUUUAUAGAUGAAAAAC
Messenger RNA from Spodoptera exigua (beet armyworm), 1436 nucleotides. The record is from the annotation of a GenBank genome assembly. Lineage: Eukaryota; Metazoa; Arthropoda; Insecta; Lepidoptera; Noctuidae.